ACGAGCUUGUGAAACUCUAGUUACUUCCCUGAAGUCAGUGUUGACACUUGACAACUCAAUCAGUCGUGACUAGUGACUAUCGACAAGGCUACAGGGUUGAGAUUUGAGACCCUAUCCGAUCCUGAAAUAGACGGGGAAUAAAGAUUGAAAUAAAGACCACUGUUAUCACUCAUUGUUAGGUUACGCAAGCCUUAUGUGAGGACAGGUCAACGGGUCAGUUAGAUAACAAACAGGGCACAGGUUGAGAUGAUAACAUAAUUCCGGUACACGCAGAGAUCUUAUAUAUAGUCCGGGCCUGCGAUCAGUAGUCCAUUCGAAAGCUAGAACUACAGAGACAACUUGACAAGAGAACAGUAUCAUUUUAAAAGAUGGAUGUAAAGCAAUUUUGCAGUCUUCAGAUAUUUGAGCUUGUAUAUCUACUAGUGCUAGCCUUUCUGCCAUUCGUCGUUGCUGUGCGGGAAGUGACCAUAGCCAUUUUGACUGUACUUGCCAUUGGCACAGCUGUGGUUGUCAUUAGAUAUUUACUUUUACGAAGAGUAGACCCAGAAGGACGUGUUGUGUUCAUCAGUGGAUGUGACUCAGGUUUUGGAAAUGCAUGUGCUCGAAGACUUGACUUACAUGGAUACACAGUAAUCGCUGGUUGCUUGAAUGCUGGCAGCGAAGGGGCUGCUCUUCUCCAAGCAAGCACUACUGGGCGCAUGCAUGUUGUCUCCCUUGAUGUCACUGAUGAAGACAGUGUCUUUCAAUGUAUGGCAAAAGUCAAAGAAUUCUGUCAAAACAAAGGACUGUGGGCUAUUAUCAACAAUGCUGGCAUUGCAUCUUUUGGAGAUAUUGAGUUUACUUCCAUGGAAAAAUACCGCCAAGUGUUGGAAGUUAAUUUACUGGGCAGCAUUCAAUUGACCAAGCUGUGUUUGCCAUAUGUCAGAAAGGCCAAAGGUCGUGUGAUCAACAUGUCGGGGGCAAGCGGGCUCCUUUCAGCUCCCGGUCAGUCAGCCUUUUGCAUCUCCUGUUUUGCUGUUGAAGCCUUCAGCGAUGCACUACGAAUUGAGAUGCAGCCUUUUGGAGUCAAGGUGAUAACCAUCAGGCCGGGGAACUACUUAGGAGCUACUGGCAUCCUGAACAAAAGCGCUUGUGGCAAAGUGAAAACAGAGUUUGACCAGCUUAAAAACUCUACAGAUCAAGAAGUCUUGAACGCCUAUGGGACCAAACAUUUAGACACCCAGCUUGAACAGCUGUCAGAUCUGUCCAAGUCAACAGCCAGCAGUCUGGUCAAUGUCGUAACGGCCAUGGAAAAUGCGGUCACAAACCUUAGCUCUGGCUCCCAGUACCUGGUAGAUGGGGGAAGUCAGCUUUUUGAUGUGUCUAAUAUUCUCAUCAAGCUGCGUCCUUUUGUUCCUGCAUCAUGGCAUGAUUCGCUGGUGUCUAAAAAUUUCAGACAAGGGACGACAGUCCAAGCAGUACAGUAGUUGGGAUAAAAAUGUCAUGCGUCUCAUCGUACUGAAGCAUUCUGCAUGUACAGUACAACUAUGCUAGUACCUUACAAAUCAACCCAAUUUUGCACUUUCAUAAACAGUUCGAAGAAAAGGGUAAUUAGCACUUUCCUUUUUACAGCCAAACAGAGUUCAAUACUAGUCAUAUUUGUAGUCCAAUAGACUGUUUGCUGGUCCAAUAAGAAGAUCACCCAUAAUGUUUUACUUAAGUUGUACAAAUUCAUUUUUAGAGCCUUCUAAUCAUUCAUUGUUAAAAGUGGAUUUUUUGUCUAAAUGGGUCAAUUUUGGCAAGUACUUGAUUUUAGUCUAAAUAAAUUGUUUUAAAAGGAUGUCUAGAGGGUUUCUAUCUGUGUAUUUGGCUGUGGCUUUGGGGUUUGAUUUUUUCGUCUCAAGUUUUUUUUUUAAGCUUUACUUGGAAUGUCAGGAUUGUGAGCCUGUGCAUAGUUCGAAAAACUUGUACCCUUACUUGUGAAAGCAUUGUGUUCUAGUUUUUUGUGGGGCUUUUUUGUAUAUAUAGGCCUAUAUGGCUUAAGAAUACUUUUUGAAUAGAACUUUCUGAUGUCAGGAAUUCGGAUCUUGUCUGCUGAUUGCAAUGUGUGUUUCAUACAAAUUGGCAUGAUGUGCAUGAUGAAUUCCUGGUAACUAACCAUAUCACCUGGUUUCAUUGAAGGUAUUGUUAUUGUGCCCUGUAUCAUUUGGCUGUGAGAAGUGUCCUUUAACAGUGCAUUAGGUUUCCUUGUCCUUUAUAUUCUGUCAUAAAAAGUUGUUACUUGUGUAUCAAAUCAAUGAUUAUUUUAUUAUUGAACUAUUCCGCCCAUAGAUCAUGCCUUUUUUUCUACCACCUUUUAAUUUCCUGUGAAAUUAUAAAAUGGUCUUGAGUAAUUUCUGAUACAGGGGAUUUCACAUCUACCAAAAUCUGCCAUAUCGCCAGAUUUUCUUUGGUUUAGCUGGGUUUUCGGUUUAGAGAGGUUGUUUGAAUUUGAAUAGAAGCAAAAGAUUCAGGGAUGCUAAAAAAUGUUGUUCUUUUUCAGUUUACCACUUUGUUCAGAUUAACCAUUUUAGGUUUAUGCAGGCUACACUAUAACAGUUAAAUUGUCUUUAAUAGAGUGUGUCAUUGUAAAUUUCACAACUUUUUUGCGGUUUAUGUAUUCUUGAUACUGCUACCUUAUGAAGUUUAUAAGACUUAUUACUAUUACCAUUUUUUAAAGUAAUUUAACAGUUACAUUGUAUUUGUCGGAUGUCAACUCAUCCUAGGCUAGAAAGUUUCAAAAGCUGAUAACUGUUCUUGAAUCACAGCUUUGGGGGUGUGGGGGGAUGUUUGGUGAUGUUUACUGUGAUUUGGAAUAAAUCAUCUCAAUCUAAUAAAGCUCUGUAUGAUGUU
This is a messenger RNA of Aplysia californica (California sea hare), 2871 nucleotides long. Its product is annotated as D-beta-hydroxybutyrate dehydrogenase, mitochondrial. The record is from RefSeq and is a predicted model, not a curated record. The coding region runs from base 369 to 1466 and encodes 365 amino acids. The transcript has 8 exons. NCBI's taxonomy places the organism in Eukaryota, Metazoa, Mollusca, Gastropoda, Aplysiida, Aplysiidae.